AUGAUGGAUAUAAAAGAAGUAAAAAGUGAAAUAUUAAAUAGAGAUUUUUUAAAUAAUGAGAAUUCAUUAAAUUAUGAUAAUAAUAAAAAAAGAAAAAAGAAAAAAGAAAGUUGUUUCGUAAAUUUAAGAGAAUGGACUAUUAAAGUACAAAAUAGAUAUGCAAAAAAGUUAAAAAAAGAAGAACAAAAAAAAAGCUCAGAGAAUAAUAAAAGUAAUAAGAAUUUACAAAAUGGUGAUAGCUAUAGAUCAUCAAGUUCAUCUUCCUUUAAAUCAAGAUCAAGUUUAGGUAAGAAGAUUUCCUAUUCUUCUGAAGAAUCGAAUUUUGAUUCUGAUAUGGAGCAGAGAAUAAGAAAAUUUUUAAAUUUAGAGCAAAGUAAUAGUUUAAAAAAAAAAAAAAAAAACAACCAAGAUAGCAAUAAAGAAAUUGAUGUUAUCAACAAUUCAUUAAAAAAAGAAUCAGAUAUUAAAAAAAGUGAAUUCUUGGAAAAUGAAAGUUAUAAUAAGGAAAAUAAAGAAAUAAGAAGCAAAAGUAAUGAUAAAGAAAAAAUAAUUAAGUGUAAAGAAAAUAAAAAUGAUGAAGAAAAAAAGGAAAAUGAAAAGGAAAUAAUAAAACUAAAACAGAAACUAAAGGAAACUAUAAUAGAAGAAACAGAUAAAGAUAAAAGAAAUGAAGGAAAAGAAGUAAAAGAAAGAGGAACAAAAAAUGAAAAUGAAAAUGAAAAUGAAAGUGAAAACAAAAAGGUAAUAAAAAUAAGUGAAUAUGAUACUAAUAAAAAUAAUGAGAGUAAUAAUAUUAAUAGUGAUAAAAAUUCUAAAAAAAAUGAUUUAAAUCUAACAUAUAAAGAAAAUAUAUCAUAUUCUGAUGAUAAAGUCAACAAUACAAAAAAAAAAAAAAACGAUUUAAAUGAAACAUCAAAAAAUUUAGAUGAAAAUAAUUAUAGUAAUAAUAAUAAUAUUGAUAUUAAUAAUAAUAAUAUUAAUGAUAAUAAUAAUAAUAAUAAUACUGAUAUUAUUAAUAAUAAUAGUAAUAAUAAUUAUAGUAAUAAUAAUAAUAACAAUAAUAAUAAUAAUACUGAUAUUAAUAAUAAUAAUAAUACUGAUAUUAAUAAUAAUAAUAAUACUGAUAUUAAUAAUAAUAAUAAUAAUAAUACUGAUAUUAAUAAUAAUAAAGAAAAACAAUAUAAUUCAAUAAAUUUAGAAGAAUCCGUUAUUAAAUCAAAUAAUAAUCAUUGUGAUAGAUCCUGUGAAAAUGAUAAAAUAGUAAAUAAAAUCGUAGAAGAAAAUAAAAAAGAUAAAGAGGAUUAUUAUUCCCAAAAAAAUAAAAAUCAUAAAGAAAGUAAUAAUAAAUUUAAUUUAGAAAAUUCAAAUAAAAUAAUAAAAGAAUCUACAACAAAAGAAGAAACAAAAAUAUCAAAUGAAAAGAACAAAAGAAUUUAUAAUAAUAAUUUGUCAUCUCCUUUAAAAAAAACAAAAAAUCAUAAUAAUAGUUGUGAAAAUUCAUAUAAGAAUAAUAAUAAUAAUAAAUCAUAUAGAAUUGCAAAUAGUGAGAAUAUUAUUAAAAAUGAUUAUAAAAAUAAUAAUAUAUCGGACAAUUAUGAUGAUAACAAUAAAUCAUCUGCUAAAAGAAAAAUGAAUAAUGAAUAUAAUAAUGAAUAUUAUUCAAAAAAAAAAAAUAUUAAUACAUAUAACAGUACUGAUAAAAAUGAUAAAUGCAAUAAUAAAUUAGAUCGUUCAUAUAAUUCAUAUUCGGAAAAUGAUAAUAAAAAAAACAAUAAUCACAAAAAUUCAAAUGAAUAUGAAAAAAAAAAUAUUAAGUAUCCUACUUUAGUAUCCAGAAAUGAUACUGAAAAAGUUUUCGAAUGUGAUGUUAAAAGAGGUGAAUCAUCUUGUACACAAUCUAACAAAAAAAAUCAAGAAAUGCAUUUAAAGAAAAAAGAAAUAAAUAGUUUUAGUUCACGUAAUAAUUAUGAUUCUUCUAACAAUCAAAAAAAAAGAGAUAAACAUUCUUGUGAUAGUGAAAUAGAAAAUGUGAACAGAUGUAAUUAUAAAAAUAAUUCAGGGGAUUAUGAGAAAAGAAGUAUAAAAAGUGAUCGCUCAUACAGAAAAAAGUAUUCAAAAAGUUAUAACAAAGAAAAAAUAAUAAAUGAGAAAGAUAAAAAAAAUUCCCAAGAUAAAAUAGAAUCUUGCUAUUUAAAUGAUGAAAUGACUACUAACAAUAAAUUAAGAUUAACAGAAGGUAUUGACAAAACAAAGAAUAAUUAUACGCAAAAUACUCUAAGAAAGUACAUUCAGAAUAAUGAUAUUUUUCCUAAUGAAAAAGAAAAAGAUAGAGAGAGAGAGAGAGAAAAUAAGCUAGAAGCAGAAAAAGAUAAAAAAAGGGAAAGGGAAGUAGAAAUUGAAAAAGGUAAAAAAAGAUAUAAAGAAAAAAAAAGGGAUAAGGAAAGAGAAAGAGAAAAAGAAAGAGAAAGGGAAAGAGAAAGAGAAAAGGAAAGAGAAAGAGAAAGAGAAAAGGAAAGAGAAAGAGAAAGAGAAAGAGAAAAGGAAAGAGAAAAAGAAAAAGAAAGAGAAAAAGAAAGAGAAAAGGAAAGAGAAAAAGAAAAAGAAAAAGAAAGGGAAAGGGAAAGAGAAAGAGAAAAAGAAAAGGAAAGAGAUAAGGAAAGAGAAAGAGAAAAAGAAAGAGAAAGAGAAAGAGAAAAAAGGAUUCAAAAAGAAAAAGAUAGAGAAAGGGAGAGAGAAAGAGAAGUACAAAAAGAAAAAAUAAAAGAAAGGGAUAUAGGAAAUGACAGAGAUGAUAGGAAAGAUAGAGACAGGAUUAGAGAAAGAGAAAACGAUAAAAACUUAUCUAAAAAUUUAGAAAAGAAAAAUAUAAAAAGUACUUAUUCUUCGUUAGAUUUUUUAAAAAAGAAAUGUAAUGGAGUUGAAUCUAAUAUAAAUAAAAAAAGAUUAUACAUAAAUGAAAAUAAUAAUAAUUAUGUAUCAAAAAAAAAUUAUGAUGAGAAAGUUCAUUAUGAAUAUUCAGAUAAAGACAGAUAUGUUUAUAAUUCGAGUGAUAUGCAUUCAAGAAAAUAUUAUUCUGAUAAAAUUAAAUUAAAUGAUAAAGAAAAUUGGGAAAAAAAAAUGUCAAAAUUAAAAGAAAAAUUAAUAAAAAAAAACUUAACCAAGUAA
Molecule: messenger RNA, 3165 nt
Organism: Plasmodium relictum
Lineage: Eukaryota; Apicomplexa; Aconoidasida; Haemosporida; Plasmodiidae
Product: conserved Plasmodium protein, unknown function
Exons: 2
Coding region: 1-3165 (1054 amino acids)
Source: RefSeq, a predicted model, not a curated record